Molecule: messenger RNA, 327 nt
Organism: Staurois parvus
Lineage: Eukaryota; Metazoa; Chordata; Amphibia; Anura; Ranidae
Source: the annotation of a GenBank genome assembly
GGGGCGACAGGCAUCGGGCCCCCAGGUGGAGCGGCAGGCGCCGGACCCCCAGGCGGAGCGACAGGCCUCAGGCCCCCAGGUGGAGCGGCGGGGCACCGGACCCCCAGGCAGAGCGACAGGUCUCGGGCCCCCAGGCGGAGCGGCGGGCGCCGGACCCCCAGGCGGAGCGACAGGUCUCAGGCCCCCAGGCGGAGUGACAGGUCUCAGGCCCCCAGGCGGAGCGGCGGGCGCCGAGUCACCCAGGCACGACAGUGGGCUCCGAGUCAACUGGCAAGACUGACGGGCACCGAGCCAACUGGCGGAACAGCGGGCUUCGAGUCGUCUGGC